UUUACUUGUUUUGUUUGCGUUUGGCGGAGGUAAUUCCAAGCAUUUAUAAAAAGUUUGCUGUUGAAUUGGGCAAAAUUUGGUAUACGAAAAAUGUCAAAAAAGAAAAGCGAUGUAUGGCUUCACUUUUCAGCCGAGAAAGAGGUUAAAGUUAAGUGCCUCUUGUGCGCCCAGGUGCUCUCCGUGGGGAAUAAGUCGACCUUCAGUCUAUUGCGACAUUUAAGCACCAAACAUCCAACGCAAACCAUAAGGAGGCAAGAUCCCGCAGCAAUAGUUAGCGACAACAACAACAAUUGCGUUAGUACAGAAGAAACUGCAGAGGCGGCCAUGCCAGCUUCGUGUGUUCAACCACGUCCAUCCAUAGCGCAGUAUUUUAGCAAACCAAUUUCCGCUAAAAAGAAGCAUGAAAUCGAUCACCAAUUGGUCACGAUGAUUGUGAGGGAAUACCACCCAUUUUCGGUUGUGGAGGAUGCAGAGUUCAAAAAAUUGGUAUUCAUGCUGAAUCCAUCGUACAAACUUCCAACGCGGAAAACAAUAUCCUCAACAUUAGUUCCAGCAACUUACAGUGAAACCGUCGAAAUAGUAAAACAGCGUUUGGGUAGAGCAUAUGCAGUGUGUUUGACGGUAGAUGGGUGGACAUCUCGUGCGCAAGAUAGCUUUAUUAGCGUUACUGCACACUAUAUAGUUGAAGAUAACAAGUGCUCUUUUCUGGCUUCCGAUUUGUUAAGCUGCGUUUCGUAUACAGAGCGGCAUACUAGUGACAACAUAACAAAGAAACUGACGGAGAUUUUGCAAGAAUGGGAUUUAGGCCAUAAAAUCACAGUAAUUGCUACAGAUAACGCGGCAAAUAUGAAGGCGUCGCUUAAUGCCACGGCAAAAGGAAUGGAACUGCCCGUUUGCAAAUUAAUCAACGACGUUCCAACCCGUUGGAAUUCAACCUACGAGAUGCUGAAGCGUAUUUUGCUAAUCAAAGAUGCCGUGAUCUCUACUGUAGCUGUUGUUAAGUCGUCUGCAUUGGUGAGAGAUGAAGGACUGUGUAGUAUAGAUUUAUUAAGUAAUGAAGAAUGGUUAGUUGCGCAACAAACCAUGGAUGUUAUGGAGAUGUUCGAAAUUGUGACUACUACAAUUAGCGGAGAAAAGUAUGUUAGCGCUUCGACAGUAAUUUUAUAUGUUAAACAAUUAGAUAAACACUUAAGGACUUUAAACACCAACGAACUUACACCAUUUGCACAAAAAUUAGUGAAAAAACUACUAAAUGAAUUAAGUUUUCGAUUCAGAGACUUGGAACAAAAUGAGCUCAUAGCUCAAGCGACGAUCCUUGACCCGCGUUUUAAAAAAUUUGGAUUUAUAAGCGAGCUUAGUUAUAAUACAGUUGUGAAAAGACUAUAUUCUAAAGUAGGAAAUACCACUAUCCAAAACAAAGAAAAUGAAGGAGAUUUAAGUGCAGGCAUUGAAGACCGUGCUCAGAAUAGCUCGUCGGAAAGUCACCGGGAAGGUUUACUGUGGAAGGAUUUCGAUGCUGAGGUUCACAUGUAUACGCGUCCACAAGACCAAUUAGCUUCUGCUAUAGUAGAACUUGACAAAUAUUUGGCUGAGCCUAUUUUGCCAAGGAAAAACGCGCAGGGAAAGAAUAACGACCCUUUGUUCUGGUGGAGCCAAAGGAAGCAUAUUUAUUUAUCCAAGGCUAUAUCGCAUAAUGAAAUCGCGGUUAUGCAUUUCAGCCACUUCAGUACCAUGUGA
This is a messenger RNA of Rhagoletis zephyria (snowberry fruit fly), 1737 nucleotides long. RefSeq names its product zinc finger BED domain-containing protein 1-like. Lineage: Eukaryota; Metazoa; Arthropoda; Insecta; Diptera; Tephritidae. The record is from RefSeq and is a predicted model, not a curated record. Gene Ontology annotation, molecular function: DNA binding.